AUGGCAUCUGGACUUCGUAACCUCGCUCAAACUUCGCGGCGAUGCAUGACAGCCGUCCCGCGCCUGUAUCACACCUCCGCCGCCCUUCGACUUCCGUACAAGGACUCUCAAGACCGCCAGUCUCUCAAGCCUCAAUCCAACAAUGGCACGAGGUCGGGUCGAGACGACGAUGUCGCGGCGCAAAAGGACGCUGCCUUUGACCCGUCCAAGACGAAGCCGACUCCGGAGUCGGAGCUGGAGACGGCGGGCCGCGGCAAUGAGACGAACCCUCUGAAUGCAAGCGGUGCGAACCAAGAGUUUAGCAAGCCGAUGGGAGAGGGAAAACAGGCGCAUGAUACAGGCCCGGGCAAGGAGACGAGGAAAGGGGGGAAGAGUGGUGGAGGGAGCCCGCCGAAGAAAGGGAAGACGCCUGGGAAACGCUGA
Molecule: messenger RNA, 423 nt
Organism: Trichoderma aggressivum f. europaeum
Lineage: Eukaryota; Fungi; Ascomycota; Sordariomycetes; Hypocreales; Hypocreaceae
Exons: 1
Coding region: 1-423 (140 amino acids)
Source: RefSeq, a predicted model, not a curated record